AUGCGCCGCUGGCGUCCAAGCGGUGGGCCGAGCGCGGUGCACCGCGCCUUUCACACGCGGCCGGCCGCCGCGAUAAAAAGACCGCCACGCCCCGAGCGCGCAAAGGACGAGCGCAUGCCGUAUGCAACGCCAGGGAGCCGAUUGGAAGCACUGAUGCAGCAUCCGCACCUGUUCGACCCACCGCGAGCACCUCGCUACCCGAUCGUGCUGUGCCAUGGUCUGUACGGCUUUGACGUGCGCGGUCCCUUCAUGGGUUUCGAGUACCACUACUGGUCAGCCGCACUGGACGUGCUGCAGCAGCGUCUGGGUGCGCAAGUCUACGUGUUUGCCGUGCCGCCUACGGGCUCGAUUCAGGAGCGCGCCGAGACACUGCACAAGCUGCUUGUGCGCCAGCAUUUUCCGCGUGGCCAGCGCCUCAACUUUGUGGGUCAUUCGAUGGGCGGCUUGGAUGUACGAUACCUCAUUUCCCACAUCCAGCCGCAAGAAUACACACCCGUGAGUUUGACGACGGUCGCGACGCCGCACCGCGGUAGUCCCUUUAUGGACUGGUGCAACGAGAAUAUUGGCGUCGGGCUGGAGCUCAUGGACUCGAUGAUGCGCGAGGCGGAGCCCAAGACGGUGCCGGACGACCUACCUACGCGCGCGCCGUUUAGCCUGAAAUCACCGCUGCUGACGUAUGCGAAAACGAGCGAAGACCGAAACUCCCUGCGCCGUGCCUUGUCGCAUGUGUCGAGCUCAUUUUCUUCGUACAUACUGUCCAUCUUUGAUCAGCCGGCCUAUGCGAUGCUAUCGACUCGGUACAUGACGCGUCUCUUCAAUCCCACCGUCCCUGAUCAGCCCCAUGUGCGCUACUUUAGUAUCGCGACGCGCACGAAAAGCAUACCCAUAUGGCACCCACUUUGGCUCCCCAAGCUCAUUCUCGACAAGGCCGCGGCUACAGGCACAUGCGGUGCAGAUGCCGAUGGUAGCUACGCUGCAUGGCACACGUCGCACACGGGUAGUGAUGGUCUCGUGAGUGUGAACAGCGCGCGAUGGGGCGAGUUUCUCGGCAUGAUCGAGAAUUGGGAUCACUGGGACGUUCGCGGGCCGGGCGGGCCACGGCGACUCCGGCCUGCCCGCAAGCCGCCAAAGGCACCAGACAAUGCGCGCACACCCUGGUCACGACUUUGGACUUUGUUGAACCAAUGGCUGCCACGGUCCCGCCAAGCCAAGCCGCCCGUCUUGCCCGACGACCCCGAGUGGGACUGGCGCGUAGCGGCACUGAGCGACUAUGAAGAGACCACUCACAAGGAGCGUCCAGAGACACCCGUCACAGCGGCCGCCUAUGCUAUGUCAUCUGUGUACGUAAAAGGCGCCGACGCGCGCGAGACAUCCAAGGUCGCCAGGAUGCUGGCCGAAUGGAUCUCGUCCCAUUUGCCCGCUUCCCACGGCACGUCUCAGGAUGACUCACGGAUGCUGUUCAAGUACUUGACAGGUGACCAGCCCCUGGAAGGCUCCCUCGGUCACGGCCGUCCGGACUCCCAGGCAACGUCGGCCCAACGCAUGUCUCACACCCUCCUGCACAUGUUUCCCUUUCUCGCGCAGAUCGAGGCAAGAACACCUCCACCUCCACCUAACGAUGUCCUGGAGCGGUUCUGGGCGGCCGUGUGCCGGAAUCUGUACGACGCGGGCUUGUAG
Malassezia restricta is the source of this 1677-nucleotide messenger RNA. Its product is annotated as triacylglycerol lipase. Lineage: Eukaryota; Fungi; Basidiomycota; Malasseziomycetes; Malasseziales; Malasseziaceae. The transcript has a single exon. The record is from RefSeq and is a predicted model, not a curated record. Bases 1 to 1677 code for a protein of 558 amino acids. Gene Ontology annotation, molecular function: triacylglycerol lipase activity.